AUGAAAGAUAAAAAAAAUAAUACAGAUACAAAUAAAUUAGAAAUUGGUGAUAAUUAUAACAACAAUAAUAAUAAAGAUAAAAAUGGUUUAGAAAUUAAAAGUGGUGAUAUUAAAAAUAAUAAUAAAAAUAAUAAUAAUAGUUUAGUUGAAUUAAAAUUACCAUUAGAUAUUUCAUUGGCAAAGUUUAAUUAUAAUAUUAUUUUAGGAGUUAAAGCAAUUUAUGUUAAUAAAAAUACGAUUAAAGUAUCACACUCAAAAUAUUUCAACAUUAGUAAGUUGUUACCAUUUUUUGGUUAUAAUAUUAAUCAUAUUAAAGAAAUUUUAAAUCCAAAUAAACAUUUAGUGAUUGAAACAUACAAAGAAUUGUUAUAUAUUAUUUAUGAAACGUCAGUAUCUGAUUCUAUCAAUAGUGCAUAUAUAUUUCGUGCUUUAUUGAAUCAUGUUUGUGAUAAUAAUAUGAGAAGAGUUGGUUUUAAUCAUACAAUGAUUGAUUUUGAUGGUGGUGUAAUUAGAAGACCAGAUUUCUAUUUUGUUUCAAUGAAGUACUUCUAA
Dictyostelium discoideum AX4 is the source of this 552-nucleotide messenger RNA. RefSeq lists its product as hypothetical. The transcript has a single exon. The coding region runs from base 1 to 552 and encodes 183 amino acids. Lineage: Eukaryota; Evosea; Eumycetozoa; Dictyosteliales; Dictyosteliaceae. The record is from RefSeq and is a predicted model, not a curated record.